UGCAUCUUUCAUGUUGAAAAGUUGGAGGGUGAGUGGACUCCUUGUGUGCCUUCUAGCUUUCAGAAAUCCACGAUGCAGCAUCCAAUACAGCCCAGUGAUAGAUUGACCUUCAGUGACUUCACAGUUUUGGUUUUACAUCACAUGAUUGUCUUUCUUGUCCUGCAGUCAUGUGCAGGUCAAACUCAGGUGAUUGGUCCAUCUCAGCCAAUAGUGGCGACAGUUGGUGACGACAUCAUUUUGCCGUGUCACCUGGAACCUGCGAUCAAUGCUUUUGACUUGAGGCUGGAGUGGGUGAGACCUGACCUGAGCCCUGGGUUUGUCCAUGUGAGGGCGAACAGUCAAGAAUCUGUGGUUAAUAAACAGCCGUCCUACAGGGGAAGAACAUCACUGCUAACUGACAAAUUAAAUGACGGAGACAUUUCACUGAGACUCUCUGAGGUGAAACCUUCUGAUGAGGGAACAUACAGAUGUCUUGCUCCCACACUGGGUCGAGCUGCUUCCAUCGAACUUAUUGUUGGUGCUGUCUCUUCACCUUUCAUAAAGGUGAUAAACAGAAACGGCACAAAUGUGGUGUUACAGUGUGAGUCUAAAGGCUGGUAUCCAGAGCCUAAGGUGUCUUGGUUGGAUGGUGAGGGAAACCUCCUCUCUGCUGGACCUACAAAGACAGUCAGAGGUCCUGAUGACCUCUAUACUGUCAGCAGCAGAGUGACUGUAGAGAAGAGGCACGACAACAACGUCACCUGUAGAGUCCAACAGAAGAACAUCAACCAGACCAGAGAGACACACAUUAUUGUUUCAGCCCUGCCUUGGCAUAUGAAAUGUAUCUUGGCUUUGAGCUUAGCUGGUGUCUUCAUAGUCAUCCUGUCGGUUGUGGGGAUCGAGAUUAAGUUUACUAGGUGUGAGUUCAAUCAAGAUUUAAAUGAGGUAACGACACAGAAGACAGACGUGUUACUGGAGCAAGAAACAGCUGCUACAGAAAAACGCCCAGCAGAGGAUGAAGACUGCAACUGACAGUCAAGACUGGAGAAAAGAUCCACAGUACCCUUCCUCCAGAACAUGUACACCUCCACAGUCACUGCAGACCUUGGACAUAACUACACAACACUACAAGCCAAAACCACCAGACACAAGAACAGCUUCUUCCCUCAAAUUACACUUCUCAACACUUAAAGCAGCCACGGAAGGUUUGAUAACAAUUAGUCUGAAAAAGCUACAAUUCUAUUUCACCUUUAUAUACAUACAUAUAAUCAAAUGUAAUUGAAAACUUGUGCAAUAACCUCACUACCUCUAACUGUAUUAACAAUCCUGAAUGUAUAAAUGUAGUUUGUUGUGCAAUUCUUGCCAGUAUAUAAUAGCUAUAUAUGUUGUAUUAAGCUAUAAGUUUGCUCAUAUUUGUUUAGCUGUAUGUGUGUUUACUGUAUCAUCCUGCCAAUGUGUCCUCUACACCAGUGGUUCCCAAUAUUAGUAUAGAUGGCUAUAUAAUUGUCCACAACUGCUCACAAAACGUGAUAUCUUAACACUUAACACACACUUCUUUUUUACUAGAAAAAUAUCUGUACAGAAAUCAUUUCUGUUUUGAAAAUGGACCUCAAAAUUAACCAUGAGUUCAUUUUGUUAGGAAAAAUGCCAAAGGGGAUAGUCAGAACUGAAGACGAGUAUCUUAUUAGAAUGUAAGGAUAACUGCUCUUAAACUUAUAACAAAAAACUGACUUCAGAAACUAAGGCCUAGUGUAGAGAAACUGAAGGAUUUAAUAGAGCAAGUAAAAGAAAUGGAGCAGUUAACAUAUGGGAAAAAUGUUACAGCAGAAGAUAUGAAGUUAUUACACCUCAGCUUAACAAAAAGUAACCUACAGUAAUUUCAUUAGACAUUCAGACAGCUAAUAGAUUGUUAUUAGAUAAAAUAGAUAUUGGGAGGAGUCAACAGGGGAAGCACACCCUUUUAUCUUUUUCAUCCUUUUUUAAUUAUUAUUUUUAUU
Molecule: messenger RNA, 1976 nt
Organism: Thunnus maccoyii (southern bluefin tuna)
Lineage: Eukaryota; Metazoa; Chordata; Actinopteri; Scombriformes; Scombridae
Product: butyrophilin subfamily 2 member A2-like
Exons: 7
Coding region: 73-1011 (312 amino acids)
Source: RefSeq, a predicted model, not a curated record